AUGAUAUUUAUUAUAUACCUUAUUUCAUUUUGUAUUGGAAGUGAAAUAUAUAGAAUUACACCAAAAACUUUUGAGAAAGUUACUACACAAACAGAUAUUUUAAUUCGUUUUUGUCCAAUGUAUGAAAACGAAUGUAGAGAAACACAAUCAGCAUAUGAAGGACUUGUAGAUACAUUUGAAGAAUUUGAAGAUAUUUCAUUUGGAGAAUUUGAUUGUACUAAAAAUGCUGAUUGGUGUGAUGAACAUGGAUUUAAAAGAAGGUUUCCCAUUUAUGUAGCAUAUACGACAGGACCAUUAGGAAUACAAAUAUUCCCAGAUGAUCAUAAUGUUAAUGAAUUAUCCAAAUUUAUUAAUACAGUAUUUAAUAUAUCAAAAAUACAAUAUACUACAUUAUUAACUGAUAAAACAUUUAAUAAAACAAUUCUUCAAGAUCCAAAUUCAGAGGCAUUAGUUUUAUUUUAUGAUUAUUGGUGUCCAUUUGGAAGAGAAUAUUCAAAAUAUCUUGAAAAAGUAGCUAAAAACUAUGGAAAUGAAAAAGAUCUUGUUAUUGCAAGAGUUGAUUGUUCAGUUUAUCCUAAAUUAUGUAAACAACAAAAAGCAACAAUGUUACCACAAUUUGAAAUGUUUACAUUUAAUAAUAAAUCACCUUUUUGGGUAUAUCCAGAGAGAAGUAUUGAAGGUUUAAUUAAAUUUAUUAAUGAAAGAUUUCAUAAGAAUAGAGAUAUUGAUGGAUUAAAGCCUUCAGACUUUGGUACUUGGAGAGAAUUUGAUGAAGUUGCAAAAGGAUAUCUUCAUUCAAAUGAUAAAGAAAAAAGAAAAACAAAAUGUGGUGAAUUUAUUUUAGGUUCUGUUUAUAUUGAUAUUAUGAAAAAAAUUGACCAAUUAAAUUCUGACGAUUUUAUUCCUUCUGAAAUUUCUCAAUUAGAAUUUAAAUUAAGAAAUCAACUUCCUUAUUUAUCUCCAAAAGAAAUUGAUGAUUUACAAAGAAGAAUUAAUGUUUUAAAGAAAUUCAUUUAUUAA
This is a messenger RNA of Entamoeba nuttalli P19, 1020 nucleotides long. Its product is annotated as thioredoxin, putative. The transcript has a single exon. The coding region runs from base 1 to 1020 and encodes 339 amino acids. Gene Ontology annotation, biological process: protein folding. Gene Ontology annotation, cellular component: endoplasmic reticulum. Gene Ontology annotation, molecular function: protein disulfide isomerase activity. The record is from RefSeq and is a predicted model, not a curated record. NCBI's taxonomy places the organism in Eukaryota, Evosea, Mastigamoebida, Endamoebidae.